CGGGCCGCAGCGCGAGCUCACUUUGAAGGGAGCGGUGGUUGGUGCGCGAGCCGAGGUUGAGAACAAGCAGAUCCACAAUUCGAAGAGAGGUCAAGGACAGCAGGUUGAGUUGCAGACAUUAAGUUUCUCACCCAAGCAAAAGAAAAGGCUUUAGAAUUCGCAGGAGAGGAGGAACUCUGGACCGUGCAGCUGGAAUGGCCAGGCCAAAUGAUAAGUGUUUAUCCAACUCAGUGCUGGUGUAUAGCAAUCAGGCAGCACAUGAAGAAUUAUGUCGUGCUCAUGCUGUGAUGACCCUCAAAGUGGUUCCUUUUGCUCUCUACUGCAAUUCCCUGCUAUCAAAGACCAAACAAACCUGAAGAUUCCACUUAUGGGGUCAAAGGGACCGCUGUUCCAGAGAAUGCAUCAUCACUUGCCUUUCUCCAAAUUCAAUCAGCGCAGUUAUAUCCAAGUGGAUUGCAUGUAGCAAUUAGGUUACAAUCUGUUGAUCACAGAACAAACACAUCUCAGUAUCUGAGGGAGAAUAAGACAACCAGGUUAAACUCCCCCAAACAUUUGGAGGACCUCUGGGGACGAGAUCUCGGCUGAGCCCCAUUAUGAUAACUGGCCUCUGUUCGCAACCAUAAGAAGACUGCUGGAGCAAAAUAUUUUGGAGAAAUUACAAUGGAAGCUAAGGACUAUUCUUGGAUUCAAGAAAAGUACUGUGAAUCUCCUCUAACAGCUGAAGAUAUUUCUGAGACAAAUGAAAUUGAUUGUUGUGAGCUUGGAGCCAAAUGGAGACUAUGCAAAAAUAAAUUGAGCAAGGAAAAUACUAUGUCUUCAGAAACACAUUUCUCAGUUUUUCAGACUGAAGAUACUAUUUCUGACCAAAUGUUAAAUUUUUCUUUAAAUGGAACAACAUGUGAAAACAAAUUUGGUGCACAGGUUGAUGAAUCAGAUACCACUGCCAAUGCUCAUGAAAGUUUGUUCAUGGAAAAAUAUAAUGGGGAUGAUGCAUUACUCCCAAUCCCAAGCCAGAACUGGAGUUACUUUGAGUCUUUCAUAAAUGAAAACAAAGAUGAAUUUUUAGACCUUUGUGCAACAAGUGACUUUUCAGCUAACUUAAUUAGUGAAGAAGACAGUGACAGCUUUUUGUUUGAUGAUGAAUCAACGCUAAGUAAUGACGUAUGUUCACUGAAGAUAAAGUAUGAAUCUUUUCAAGACAAUGUGAGAGAGAAAACUAAUGCUUUUCAAGGUGAUGCUCAAGUGCAUGUUUUUCCCAACAAGCAAUGUAAUGGAACCAAAAAAGAUGAGAAAAGUCCCAAAAAAACUAAUUCUUCUGUUCAAGAAAAGCAAGGGGAACAUGACAGUCUAAAGCACUGCACCUUGUAUGAAUUAGAAAAUAACAAAUGUGUUCUCUCCGGUAUUUUUAUGGACAGUUGGAAAGACCGUGAGAAUCCAGUAGAUUCAGUCUGUUUAUCUUCAAUUCUAAAUGAAGAUAGAGAAAAUUGGGAGCUAUUAAGGAAAAGUACGAAAAGGUAUUCAAAUCAAACCAAUUAUACCUUGAGGGCAAAACGGCAGAUACGGUACAGCGAUGAUUAUUUGUAUGAUAUUGAUUCUUUAGAGACCAUGAAAUCUCUGGGCAAAAAGGAUCAUCUGGUAGAUGCUCCACAGGAAGAUGAUGAUGACUGGUACCCUCGAAAAAGGAAAAAACCUGGGAAAAAGGAACCACCUGUUAUUAUCAAAUAUAUCAUUGUUAAUCGGUUUAAGGGCCACAAAAACAUGCAUGUAAAAAUCUGUAGAUUAGAUUGCACAGAGAGACAAGUAUUACUGACUGAUGAAAUGGUACAAAAAUAUAAAAAGCUUUCACCACUCAAGGAAUUUUGGUCUCCAAUUCCUAAUAAUUGUAAUGUGUGUCAUAACCAAGAAAAACUUGAUAAAAAACUGAAAGUCUGUUCUGGUGCUGGAAUGUCUUAUGUGUUCUUUUCUUCUAAAAAUAAAAAACAAACACUUGCUAAUGGGAUGUCAUCAAUUAAAAUAGGAUGCACUUUGAGUCACCAAAAAGACAAUGUCAUUGAAACAGAUGCUACAAAUACAGAAGUACCCAAGAAAGUAAAAAAAUAUGAUAAGUCAGUUUAUGAAUUUACAGAUGAAAUAGAACUAAAGCGCAUCACCAUUCGGACUGUGAGUAAGACCAAUCAGUUAAGAGUCCUGCAUGAAGACUCUUCCUUACAAAAGCUACCGAAGAAACACAACAUGCCUUCAAAGAAAAGAAGAGCAAGUGGUCUGGUUGGUAAAAAUACCUAUGACAGAAAUUCUUUACAAAUUGCAAAUGAAAAGUCUCAAGUUCCAAAUGUAGACAUGCCCAAAAUUCCAGGUCAGUUGAAUUCUGCUUCUUCUUUACUUCACUUUAACAAUACUAGCUUACAUUCCCCAGCAUUCAGUGAUAAAUUAGAAGCUCAUAAUGGUUUACUUUCUCCAGUUCUAGCUACAAGUUUCCCAGACUGUUCUGCUUCUAAUACACGCCUGGCUCCAGAAGUCCUUGGAGAAUAUUUCCGAUCUCUGCUGCAUGGGGAGGAUUCCUCAGUUAAUGAAAACAUCCAAGAUUGCUUUCAACCUCCCAAUGCCAAAGGGCAGAACAAUGAACGUGUAACAGAAAAUACAUAUUUUCCUUCACUACAAAAACAAACUGAUGAAGCCUCCACAGGGAGCAACUAUAGUGAAUCAAAUACGCUUUAUUUGGCAGAAAAGCCAAACAUCCAGGAAGCUUGGGAUGUAGAGACAGUGCAGAAUGUACAUCCACAGAGUGUAAUGGGAAAAGAUCAAAUUUCUUUGUGCACAGUUAACUCUCAGAAUGAGAGGCUGCAUUUUGGAGUUGAGAAUAGAACAAUUGUAAACAGUAACAUAAAUCAAUAUGACUUGAAGAUGUCCAGUAAUCAAAAUGAAAUAAGUUCCAACUUCAGUCAAAAGGCAUCAAAAGAAGAAACAAAGCAACUGGUUCCUUCAAAAGACUCUCCAUGUAUUUUAGACAUUUCAAACUUUACACCAGCAAAAAUAAAGCAAGGUUCUUCUAAAUUUUCGCAGGAAUAUACACCAAAAAUAGUCUCCACAGCAAGCAAAUCUGAUAUUAAAUCUUUGGAGCAGUGCAGCCAAGCUCACCUUCCCAGUAAGACUACAUCACCAAAUUUGUAUAGAUAUCAAUGUGAGGUAUGCAGUGAACUAUCCCAUACAGAUAUCCACACUUACUACACCAAUAGUGACCCAACAUGUGUUUCCCUUUCACAACCUGCACAAUCUUCCAUUCAUCCACAAGAUUCUGAUAAUGUAAAUUCAAGUAAUUACAAUUAUUCAAAAAUUAAUAAAUCAAUAAAUUCCACAAGAAAAAGAUUUACUAAAUCAAAUGAAGGCUUUUGGGACAACAUUGCUGUUCAGAAGAAGCAGAAUUGCAAUGCUGAGGUGAAAAGUUUUGAAAAGGACAGUGUAUCACCAGAGGAUUAUAAAGCCAUUGUAGUUCAAGGGAACUCCUCGGAUACAUUAUAUGCAAAUCAAAUCUGCCAACAUGAAAAAAAUUAUAAAUCUAUAAAAGGAUUUACUAAUAAAGAUUCAGAAGUUUGUACAAAGCUUGUGAAGAAGGAGCUGUUGAAUGCAAAAACUAAACUUGCUAUAAAAGAACCAAAACUGCAUCAAAAAGGUAAAGGUAAAGAGUCCUAUGAUGGUGUAUCUCACAACAUUACUAGAGAAAGCAGACAGUUAAAUGGUGGUCAGAGAGAGUUUGAGGAACCCGGUAAUAUACUUUCCAACAUAGUUUCUGGAAUGGCAGCAGUUAAUCAGUUUAUGAUGGCUCCAGUGGAACCAGUCAUGAAUCAAAUGGCAGCAGUUAAUCAGCCUUUGGAAGUGCAAAAUCAUUCCAAAUGGAAACCAAAGCCAAUGCGGAUAUUGCACAUUGGUACAAAAGAUCCGAAAAGUAAGCCAAUGCAUAUUUCUGAAUGUAAUGCAAACAAUGUGGGUGUUAAUAGUUACCCUGUAAAUCACACUGCUUCCUGCUUUACUCUCAGUGUUUGUCAUUCCAGUACACAAAAAGCUAAUUGCAACUGUGCAAGCAAUACACUUUACGAAUGAAAUAGGAAAAAUAUAUAAAAUGAACUUAAUAUCGUUAUGUUACCUUGGUGCAUAGCAAUGAUGAUGUUUCUCACUUGUAUACAUCCUUCAACUGAUUUAUCCAGCAUAGGUUCCUGUAAGUAAUGUUCACUGUACCAAGUAUUUUACAAUCUUGCCAAACCAAAAUGUACACUGUCUUAAAUAGACAUCGCCCAAGAACUGCAGACAGUUUUGUAUAUAUUGCUGUUUGAAAUUUCUGCCUUUUGCAAUA
Molecule: messenger RNA, 4345 nt
Organism: Hemiscyllium ocellatum (epaulette shark)
Lineage: Eukaryota; Metazoa; Chordata; Chondrichthyes; Orectolobiformes; Hemiscylliidae
Product: neurite extension and migration factor-like
Exons: 3
Coding region: 661-4095 (1144 amino acids)
Biological process (GO): negative regulation of cell adhesion mediated by integrin; negative regulation of neuron migration; negative regulation of cell-matrix adhesion
Cellular component (GO): nucleus
Source: RefSeq, a predicted model, not a curated record